UGUGUACUUAUCGCUGCUGUGAAUAUGUCUAAAAUAGACGACCUAUUCGACAAGAAGAAAGAUGAAGCCCCUAUGCUGGAUUUAUCUAAAACUGUCAUCAACACUGCCGAAGAAUAUCGUGCUGUUUUGGAUAAAGUGCCCGAUUUCAAAACGAGACCAGAAAAGGUGAAAGCGGAAGACGUGAAGAUCCGUGACUCUCUCGAAGAUCAGAAGACCAAGACGCCGCGCAAGGAGGUCCGAGCCUACGAGAAGCUGGGCACGCGGGGGUACGAGGAGAAGCACUUCACGUUCAUGGACCCCGUGCCGGCCGAGAUGCGCGGCCUGCAGUUCCACGAGCUGUGCGCUGUGCCCAUCGAGUGGCGGAUGCUCACCUCCAUACGACCCAAGUCCAAGCUCGACGAGGAGUAUUUUAACAGACUGAUAGAGCUAGGCAAGUCGGAGCUGCGCACACGGGCUCGGGACCGGCGCGAGGUGGCCAAGAACAGCAUGGUGCGGCGCAGCAAGAACCGCGCCGGGGUCGCCGAGACCCGCCUCGUGGCUUGUACAGAGUGCGGGGAGGACUACUGCGACGGUAAGAUGUGCACAAUAACCAACUACGACAUGUUUGUCCGCGUGAAGCUAGAAGUGGAGCCCAAGGCGCGGGCGGCGGCGGCGGCGCCUAGCGGCCGGAUGAGGAAGCUGCGGCGGCGCGCGCGCAAGAAGCCACGCAGCAAGAGCGCCGCGCCUGCGCAGACGGUGUCGGCUGGCAAGAGCGGCGCCAAGAGUGACUCGGAGUUGUAGUCACUCUGUAGAGGGUCACUCAGAAGGGCUAGCACGGGCGCAUUUAAAACGUGACAAAAGCUCAACAAAAGCGAGCACGACGAAAAACUUUUGUCACGUCUUAAUUGCGCCCAGUGCUAGCCUUUCAGAUUUCGCAAACGUUAUUUAAUUGCUCAGCGCUUGUGGUCACAAAGCCCCAAUGAUAACGUUGGUCAGGACUUAAUUUUCACUUUUAUUAAAAGUCUAUCGCCGCUUUAUUUAUAACUAAUUAAUGGAACGAUUGAAUGAUGACAGUGAUGGUAGGGGUAUCAGGGGCAAUUGCAUCAUUUUAAACUACCUUCUUUAAAGUAAUUUUUCCAUCUAAAUCUUACCUAUACCUACAACAUUGAAUUACAUAGGUAACUAAUUAUUUAUAGUCAUACCUAUUUGCAGUCUUGCCGUUUACAAUAAUAUAAGGUUCAAAGUCAAUGUCAGUGAUUCUUCCCUACGCAGUAUUUAGCUCUUUUUGUAAAUUGUACUAUUCGGUGAGUAGAGUAGUCACCAUUAUUAUCAAUAGUACCUACAUUAUAUCGUUAUUGCAUAACAAAUAUCUGCACAGUUUAGGUACUCUUAAGAUUUUCUAGUUUACAUAAAUAUACUCAAACUAAAGAUGUAUACCAAAGUUUCAUACAUAACUAGUGAUUUGGCGUCCUAUGCACUAGCACUCUAAGAAUCAUUUAUACAUAACGUAGUAAAUCUCUGUUUUAUAUGACUUUUGAUAGAAUUUAUUGUAUAAAAGUGAGUAAAUAAAUAAUGUGAAACUUA
Messenger RNA from Plutella xylostella (diamondback moth), 1563 nucleotides. RefSeq lists its product as uncharacterized. Lineage: Eukaryota; Metazoa; Arthropoda; Insecta; Lepidoptera; Plutellidae. The record is from RefSeq and is a predicted model, not a curated record.